GCCUCCUGUCAUGGAGACAGACGGAGAGAAGUUGAGAGUUUGUAAUUGGGGCGAGGCUCGUUUUGUUCGGUUCCCGUUCCGUGAUCCGACUCUCGGAUUCCCCGUAGCGAUCCGUCGGAGCGCUGCAAGUUAAUGUGGCGCUUUUUUAAGCGUUUCUUUUCGGCUCCAUGUUGAAGUUUUUUUGUUUUUUUUUUCAGCCUCCACAGCACAGACUCUCACCGCCGCACACUCUGAUCACACACACACACUCGCACACACACACGCAGAGUACACACACAGACACACGCGUCGUCCUCGCCUGAUCUGCACUAGCGCGGGUCAUUCCAGGUUAAACCCUGGCGCUGUGUCCCGUUCAGUUUAGCCGUCGGAGAUCAACACUGGUUCCAGCUGAGGAGAAAUGCACAGGCACCGGGACUUGAAAUAAUCUUCGGACCCCAGCUUCGUCUUGCAUAUGCGGUGUUUCUCUUGGGGAGCUGAGCGGCUCCUCAGCGCUGCCUGGAGUCAGACUUCACUACUUCCACCGCUUGUUAUGUACCCAGAUGUCUGAGGAGGCUCUGAGGAUGACGUCUUGGCCUUGAACCCCACCAGUAUGUCAGAGCCAGCAGAAAAUUGCUCCCCCCCCUGGAAAGAUGAGGCCAUUCAAAAUGGGUACAUACCAAGUUACCUGGACAAGGAUGAGCUAUGUGUAGUGUGCGGGGACAAAGCCACAGGCUACCACUAUCGCUGCAUUACCUGUGAAGGUUGUAAGGGUUUCUUCAGGCGGACGAUCCAGAAGAAUCUCAACCCGACCUAUGCUUGCAAGUAUGAGGGGAAAUGUGUCAUCGACAAAGUGACCAGGAAUCAGUGCCAGGAAUGUCGCUUCAAGAAGUGCAUCGUGGUGGGCAUGGCGACCGACUUGGUGUUGAACGACAGCAAGCGGUUGGCCAAGCGCAAGCUAAUCGAGGAGAACCGGGAGCGCCGUCGGAAGGAGGAGCAGCAGAAGACGGUGUGGGACCGCCUGGAGCCCACCCAGGAGGAGUGGGACGUCAUCCGCAUGGUGACUGACGCCCAUAUGUCCACGAAUGCCCAGGGAAACCACUGGAAGCAGAAGCGGAAAUUCCUGGUCGAGGAAGCUAUGCUUCUUAAUGAAAUAACAUGUAAUUUAUUCUAUACUUCUGACCAGAGUGCAGCGGGGGUGAAGGAAGAUAAGCCUGAGGAAAUUGGUCAAGCGUCCAUGGCAAAUACACCUGAAGGAAACAAAGUGGAUAUAGAAGCCUUCAGUCAGUUUACAAAAAUUAUCACCCCUGCCAUAACCCGAGUGGUGGACUUUGCCAAAAAACUGCCUAUGUUUUGUGAGCUGCCUUGUGAAGACCAGAUCAUUCUGUUGAAAGGCUGCUGCAUGGAGAUCAUGUCGCUGCGAGCUGCUGUUCGCUACGAUCCUGAGAGCGAGACUCUCACGCUGAACGGGGAGAUGGCGGUCACACGGGGUCAGCUUAAGAACGGAGGCCUGGGCGUUGUCUCAGACGCCAUCUUCGACCUUGGCGUGUCGCUGUCCUCCUUUAACUUGGACGACUCUGAGGUGGCUCUUCUUCAGGCGGUCAUCCUGCUUUCAUCCGAUCGGCCCGGUCUGAGUAGUGUGGAGCGGAUCGAGCGCUGCCAAGAGGAGUUCCUGCUGGCCUUUGAACAUUACAUCAACUACCGCAAACACAAAUUGGCACAUUUCUGGCCCAAGCUGCUAAUGAAGGUGACGGACCUGCGGAUGAUCGGCGCCUGCCACGCCAGCCGAUUCCUCCACAUGAAAGUGGAGUGUCCCACCGAGCUAUUCCCUCCUCUCUUCCUGGAGGUCUUCGAGGACUGACCAAUGGAUUUAAGUGUAUGCGUGCGUGUAUGUGUCCUUGUGUGUGUAUGUGUGUAUGUAUGUGUGUCUGUAUGUGUGUGUGUGUGUGUGUGUAUGUGUGUGUGCAUCCGUCAGCGUCUGGGCACCCUGGUGGUCUCAGGGGUGGAACCAGCAGAAUGGCCGUCACAUUGAACUUUCUAUUAGCACUACUGAGUGUCACUUCAUUCCGUACGUUAGGAUUAGCUCUCUGGUCUAGUUUUGGAUUGAACCAUUCCUUACAGUGCGGGUACAUUUUUUGUUCUGUUGUUGUUAUUAUUGUGGAUAUAACCUCUCACCUCGGAUAUGUGUUGAUGAUUGUACAGUUGGCUUAAUGGUGAUUUUUAUCAACGCUUGUUUAUUCAUUAGAAACAAUGCAAAUGUUGUAUUUUCCUUCCUUUAUGUUGACAAUUUCAAUAUGGCUGCUCACCCGACACAAAAACUAGGACGUUAUCAGCUAUUUGUUAGUCUCUCUCCCCCCCCGCCUGCCUGCUCGACUUUAUUGGACCCCUUUGUUGGUUGAAUUUUUAACCGUCAUGUAGUCUGUCACCUACUCGCUAUCAAACUAUGACACGUUAACGGCAACUCUCACUCACUGUAAUAGACAGCAGCUCCACGGGCCUUGGUUCGUCUCUACGUCGCCACUUUUCACAAUGUUACCACCGCCAUGCAGCGUUUCGGAGGUGUCGGGAAAAUCUGAACAUACAGAACAGCAGCUUAAGACGAAAGUCUGAGUCAGAAACGAGUCCGAGCUUUUCUGGGACACUUUUAUUCAGUGUCAUACGGUAAAUAUAGCAACAUGCACUGUUCCAGCCUGGUGGACAACAUUAGCUUCUGCACAACGACAGCAUGUUCAGGCCAAAGGACAAGAGUGUUAUCUUUAAGGCUCAUGUUAUAUGGAGCUCCCUCAAACCGUAUCUUAACAUCGUGGAAAUUGUAUAAACCACAUGAUUAAAUAAAUAAUCAAACAAUAAACAGUAGAUCCAUCUAUAAUGGUAGUAGUUGGUAGCAACUGCAUCAUAAGCCAGCACUCUGUGAGACGGAAGAGCAGCAGGGCACUGGUUUCUCUUAUUCUGUGGCUCAAAUUGUCUGUCCUUGCUGCGUUUGAGUGAAGAAAGUCUUGUGUCCGUGUCUGUUGCCUUUAUUUUUACAACGUGGACCAUGAAACACACAUACUCUCGAUCCCGACUUCCUACAUUGAGAGGAAUGCAGCGGUAGCAUUAAAAAUGAGCCUGGUCACCGUCGCCACAAACUGGUCAGGACUAACUUAAGCACACAAUGACGCUGAUGUCAUGAGAAGACAAUCAUGUUGUAUUCGUUUUGUGUGUGUAACAAUGCCACAUGCUGUGCCAAAACCAAGUGAAUGAUGCCCUCCUUAUUGAAUCCCUGCUCGGGCUCUCAUUGCGACUCCGGCACUUGACUUAUUUGUAUGCGCGUCGCUCGCAGACUUGUUCCAACGACACAUUAGCAGCUUUUAAGUGUUUUACCGCGGCUCACUAGUCACACGUACAGUUUCAACCGUUUUUUCUUUUGUUUUCUUUUGUUAUAGCACGACUCCCCGCAGACGGGAGGCCGUAUGUUAAAACAGUGACGUCAUGGUGCUAUGGUGGGUUGGGGAAAUGGCUGAUUGAACUGUAUCGUUAUCUACGUGCAGAGACAAACAUUAUCUGUUCACGUACCAGCCAACCACCCUCUAAUGAUGGCAUGCAUAGACACUAACACUCAAACACGCACACAUACUUACAGUAUACCUUUCACACACAUGCGCAUACAUAUACAGUAUAUGCACACAUGCAUGUGCCUACAUUCACACAUAGGUCAGACCCCAACACUGUGACCACACAGUGGGACUCGGAGGCCAAGUGAAAGUUGGCUGGCCCGAAACCUGAUUCAUCAUCAGCAAGGUACACUGAGGGAGCUGCUGAGAUUGUGAAAUCGUAGCGCUUUAUCCGUUUUUUUUUUAUUUUAACCGAUAUGUUUUCUUUUUUUGUUGUUGUUUUAAAAGCUUCUCAAUGGUCUUGUUGUUUGCAAUGUGACAAAAAAUACAUUUGCUUUGUAUAUCUCGCUUUUCCGAGCUUCACACUACUCCUCAAAGCCGCAUGUGUUUAUUUUAUGUUUUUCUCUUUUCUGUGAAGUGAUGCCUUUUUAUCAAAGCAAUAGACUUGCUGCAGUGUUUGAAUGACCCGGACCUCACACACACACCUCGCAAACUGUACAGACUCAAUAUAAAUGCACAGACAAUCAGAGGGAGAGAGACGAAUGGGGGAACAGGCACCCAGACUCAGGCGGGCGGUCCGGUCGGGCUGGGCCAUGCUGAGCCACGGCCAUUUGGAAAAGUAACAUUGACUAUGUUUGCAUGCACCCCUCACCUCCACAGUGCUGUUGAACUCAUGUGAUACCCUGAGCCUGCCAGUAAAAAACAUCAAUGAAAAGAUUUGGUCAGUUAUUACAAGCAGGAGCGACUUACUCAACCAUAACAGACAGAUUUAUAGGAUUGGAUCAGUCCUAUAUUUUGUUAUUAGAUUGGUAUUCUGGCCUUUAACCACCAAACAAUCCCAGGAGCUAAACUCAGGAACGUUUAUGACCUAAAAGUCUCUUUAGUACACAUGUGUUGUAUUUCAACUGCGUCUGAAGAGCCGUACAAAUCUGAAUUCCACAUUAGCAAAUUAGACCUAAAAUGAACAAUUGUUUGAUACUUUUUUAUGUAAUGAGAAAACUAAAUUCAUCCAGUUGUCUUUUGUAAUUUACGAUUUCAUGACUGUUUACAGCUCUACAUUAGUAUGUAACCACACUGCUCUAUCACUCUUACCUCUUUUUUGAAACUUUUUAGACUUUAACACUAGUCUCAGGAAUUUGGCUGCAUAACUUUCUUUAAACAUCAACAAAAUCCCAUGCUCUGCCCCAUUAUGCUGGCACCAACUGUAGCUUGCUUGCUUGCAGUCUGGUUGAUAGUUGUACACACAGACACACGUGCUGUAGCAGUUUGUAUGAUUGUGUUUGACCUGUCACUGACAUACAGUACUGUUAGCACCACAUACUACCUCAGGAGUGGGGGCCUCUUUUGGAGGAUGCACACUGUGGCCUGGGAACCUAAACUGGAACUAUGUUCCUGAGGUUGAAAAUGUUCCUGAGUGACUGUAAAUGUUUCUGGAUCCCCUCAUAGGUAAAAGGUCACAAUGAGAGCUAAAACUAUUGCACAAAAUAAAAAAAGUGAGUAAUUUUAAAGCUGCAUUAAUUGAUUUUCUUUAUUGCCACUCGUGGCAGAAUUCGACCAAAAACUAAAAAAUUAUUAUUCAAGGGCAUUCAUGUCCUAGGAAGGAAAUGUGGGUCCAAUUUUUGUCUCGUCAUUGUUUGAUUUCCGCCACUUCCCGGGGGAAACUUCCGACCUUUCAGCUGCUGCAUGUUCAGCUUUCUUCACCAGUCAGCACACAGUGGAAACAUCCUGAGUUAAUGAGAGCAGUGAGCUAUAAAACACUAAAUAUAGGCCUAUGUUGAGGUGUAGAGUUUGGUAACACUUCUCUGUGGUCCUUUUCACAUAAACGUUAAAAAAUAUUGGUGUUGAGUUAGCUGCAGCCUUUCACAGCUUUUAAUAGGAGCUCUUUAACUGAGCACCGCCCUCGGCUGUUUAACCUUCUGCUUCCCAUUGCAUAUAUUCGGCACAAUUUCUUUGAGUGAGCCAUCUUUUCUUAAGCUUUAGUCUGAAUCCAGGUUUGUGGACUUGUACAGACAAGAAUAUUACUGUAACCAGGCUCUCUCCCUGCCUGCUUAUGGGCAGUGAGUAUAGUGUAGUAUAUGUAGAGUAUAAAAUGGAGAUACACAAGUGCAUACUUUUAACGAUUAGACUGCUAAAUAACAAGUCUAGAAUUUAACCUUGAGUUAGAUCUUGAAGUUAUAUCAAAAGCCUGUCUGUGAAGUCAGAGCAUGAACUAAUCUCUCUGACACUGUCGAACUCACCAAGUUUUAGAGAUUAACUUUUUAGUUAGUAAGCCCUGUGUUACAGCAGUGUGCUAAAGUCAAUAUAUUUCAACUUAUUUCUCAUUAAAAUCACAUUUGAGAACAUGUAUUAUAUGAAAGAAAUGGAUGGCUGGUUUCAGACACCAGAACCUCAACUUAAAAUGAUUUAAAGUAACCUCAAAGUUGUAUUAACAAGUUUUAGUCGGCUGUUUGAUGGUAAAACUCCACAAGAAGCUGAUACUCGCUUUUUUUGCAAAUUGCGUCCUUAUAGAGUUGCUACAGGUUAAUAAACUAUUGCCUAUACUUACUUAAAUCAGCACCUCUUUGUGUGUCUGCUGACCUGAUGACCUCAGUCUCCGGCUCUUCAGCUGCUCCUGUUUACCCUCCAUUGUAACUUGAUGUCUGCUGUGUGUUGCUGGGUAGGAAGUGUUAGCUGAGCUUUUAGCUGAUAACAGCAGCCCGUUUAAGGGCAUUUUCACACCUGAAAGUCCAGACCAUGGUCCGACCCAAUCUUAACAUUGUUUUGAUAUGAUCCGCUUAGUUUUGGUUUCACAUUAUUAUUGAAGGACAAAAGACUUUCGUGUGACAGAUGUACUUCCUGUCGUCAUCACCUACAUCGGCUGCGACUGCCUAUACCUUGACGUUGGCAUGUUGUCAGUUAUUAAUAGUAAAUAAAUGAACCAGUUCUCAUCAUAGUCUUCGUCGGAGCUGUAGUAUUAUCAUGGGAUUACUACCAGCAUUGCCAACUCUAGGUGCAGUACUCCACACUAUUUCCAAUGCUGCCACUGAAAGUCCUAGUCGGUCAAACAUUAAAUUGUUGGAGGUGAAGACUAAAAGCAAUCCUGCGAGCCCCUUACUCAUCUUUUCUUUUUGUAUUGUGCGAACUUUUAAAAAAAAAGCUUUCAUACUGCAAACGUACUGAACCAUCGUUCAUUUGAUGUGGACUGAGACAUCGAAUACCUUUGGUCCGUUGGUCUGGACCGUGGUCUGAGGAACCUUUCACACCUGUUGGUUUAGUCUGAAGGUCUGGAUCAAACACGGGAUGUGUGAAACCAUAAAACCAAAACAUGAGCUGAAAGGUGCUAAAAUGUUCUGUAGAGUUGAUGGGUCCCAUGAUAAUUCCCUAUGGGUUCAACACUGGUUGUGACCCCCCUCACUUUACAGGUAGUCCACUGAAAUAAGAAUGAAUCAAAUGCAAUUAGUGCAGCUUUAACUCAAAUCUAAACAAAAACCAGUGUAAACAGUACGAAACUAACUCGGAUCGUCGACAUCUAUGACACAAAUGUGAUGUGUGUCUUGCACAGUGCGUAUAAACUGAAUGAGUGCCCUGGGAAAACAGCUCAAAAUGACUCGUACAUCACAUCAUCAUCGUUACUUGAAUGGUCAUAUUCACGGGGGGUGCUGGUGCAUGCAAACAUAGUCAACACUGACUGCUGGUUCGGAAAAUGUUUACUGUUCCUGAGGAGGUGCCAGUACGCUCUUAUCUCUCCCACGAAUUGUUACUGUUAAAGUUACUCAGUUAUAAACUUAUAACAAGAGUUGCACCAUAGAAAAAGCUAUUUUACAGUACAAAGGAAAAAGGAUGUAUAUUUUCAGACUGCAGAUUUUUUUUUACAGAUGUUAGCCUAAUAUGAACAUACUGUUUUGCAUAGCGUUAAAAAAAAAUGACGUCUUGCUCUCAAAUCCAUGUUCACGUCUACAAAAGAAUUAUGAGCAAAAUAAUAUGAAUCAUUACAAAAAAAAAAAAAAUAACACUUUAAUUAGUGCAGCAUUAAUUCCACAAUAAAAAAAAAAAAGAAAAGUUAUUACUGUGUCUUGACUUCACUGUCAGUAUAAAGCAGCACAGCUCCACACGAACACAGCUGAAGACAUCUUCCUGGUCAAAGUGUAACCAGCAUCAGAAAGAAAAAAGUAAUCCACCGUCGACACCGAUUUCUCUCCUUGUGUGUUUCAGUGUCUUCUUAUUCAACUCAUCUGUUCAACACGUACAGGAAAACCGUCGCAGAAGGGAGGGAUUCAGUGUGUGUAGGCGCAGGAGUGAACCUGUGGCGUCAAACCACAAGAUGCACAAGGUUCUGUUGCUAAUUUGCUCUGUUGCACUCUGCAUUUUACUGGAAACAUGGUCCAGUACUGCACUGUCCAGAUGUGGACGUUGCUUUGACAUGAGCGCGGAGGACUUGAAGGUGAAAUGCGUUGCUCAUGGUUGACGAUGAUUGCAGCUAAUGUGAAUUGGCUCUUGAGAAUAAAGAUGGUUUUGAGAGAAA
Messenger RNA from Limanda limanda (common dab), 8070 nucleotides. RefSeq names its product thyroid hormone receptor beta (gene thrb). Bases 590 to 1837 code for a protein of 415 amino acids. Gene Ontology annotation, molecular function: zinc ion binding; RNA polymerase II cis-regulatory region sequence-specific DNA binding; nuclear receptor activity. The transcript has 11 exons. Gene Ontology annotation, biological process: thyroid hormone receptor signaling pathway; retinoic acid receptor signaling pathway; positive regulation of transcription by RNA polymerase II. Lineage: Eukaryota; Metazoa; Chordata; Actinopteri; Pleuronectiformes; Pleuronectidae. The record is from RefSeq and is a predicted model, not a curated record.